GCUUUAUGAUGUUCAUUUUUAAUUUAGUUACAUGCUUGGUCCCUUUGCGCUUUGAGCUGGGUAUGAAAAAAGGACAAACUCUAAUGCUCAAAGGCUCUCAGAUUUUGUGAGGGUAGGGGGGAUAAGGGUUGGUUGUACACGGUCUUACCCGUACAACAUUACAAAGAAGUUUUUUCCUAUACUUGAGCAUGUGACUAUUUUGUCAAAAAAAAAAACUGUCUUACCACUGCUCCAAGGCUUGCUUAGCUGGAUAUGAAUCAAAUAAGGGGGAAAAAAAAAAGUGAAUCCGGAUCCUUCUCUCCUGGGUUUUAAGAUUGUGCUAGACUUCUAGAAGAAAUCAGAUGGAUCGUGGUAAAGCUUCCCUUACCCCUGAGAAUGAAAUCAAGGACCUAACAGGUUCGAGUUUUCCCAGCUACAAACAUAACAGUCUUCUGGAUCCCGUAGAAGUUUCUUCUUCAUCUUCAUCUUCAUCUUCAGAUGAUGAAAAUGACCUGUCUAAUGAUGGCGUAUCUAAUCAAUUAGUCCUUUAUGACCCUUUGGCAAAUGCAAACAACACAAUCGAACUUGUCCCUGAUCCUCUUCAGUGUGAACCUCUAUUGCUUCCGAGAAGCAGACUUGCUAGUUCAUCUCCUAGAGUUUUACCAUCAGUUGGUGCUUUCACUGUUCAAUGUGCAUCCUGCUUUAAAUGGAGGUUGAUUCCAACAAAGGAAAAAUAUGAAGAAAUACGUGAACAUAUCCUUGAACAGCCUUUUGUUUGUCAAAAAGCUCUUGAGUGGCGACCUGAUGUAUCUUGUGAUGAUCCAGAGGAUAUUUCUCAGGAUGACAGCAAGAUUUGGGCUAUUGAUAAGCCAAGCAUUGCACAGCCUCCGGCUGGAUGGCAGCGACUGCUACGGAUCAGAGGUGAAGGAAGCACAAAGUUUGCAGAUAUAUACUAUGUAGCACCAUCAGGCAAGGUACUGCGCUCAAUGGUAGAGAUCCAGAAGUUCUUGAUGGAUCAUCCAGAGUAUAUGACUGAUGAGGUAACUCUUUCACGGUUCUCAUUUCAAAUACCAAAGCCACUGCAAAAAAACUAUGUGAGGAAGCGCCCUGCUAGACUUACAACUUCAUAUGAAGGCAGUGGACCUGUUGAAUUCGAGCAAGUGAGUCCUCUAGCAUGGGCUGGUCCAGAAGACUGUGCUAAUUCACAAGGAAGACCAGAGCUUCCUGCUCCAUACAUGGGAUCCCAUGUUUUUGACCCUAUCAAUCAUCCUGCAAAGAAGCAAGCAACUCAGAGCUCCUUCCAAAAAGAUGAUCAGUAGUAUGAAGAUUAUCCUGAUUAAAUCUCUAAAUAUCCUUUUGGUUAGUCACCUCCUAUAUUUGUGUUGCUUUUGGGUAGAUCAUUGCAUCUUCCUGUGUUGCAUUGCAAAUAGAGAAAGAUUAUCCUUUUGGAUAAGAGAAGCAAAGUGUUGAAAAUGAACUGCUACAGAAGAUGAAAGAUAUAGCUUUUGGUAGGGCAAUUAUUUUGAGGUGUAAUAUGAGAAUGCCAAAUCAUGCUGCGAAAGCAAUGUAAAGAAGGUAUUGUGAUAUUAGUUUCGAUUGAAAAGUAAUCGAUUUUUAUGUUGUAUUUU
Molecule: messenger RNA, 1607 nt
Organism: Gastrolobium bilobum
Lineage: Eukaryota; Viridiplantae; Streptophyta; Magnoliopsida; Fabales; Fabaceae
Product: methyl-CpG-binding domain-containing protein 2
Exons: 5
Coding region: 342-1298 (318 amino acids)
Molecular function (GO): DNA binding; zinc ion binding
Source: RefSeq, a predicted model, not a curated record